Molecule: messenger RNA, 1976 nt
Organism: Mizuhopecten yessoensis (Yesso scallop)
Lineage: Eukaryota; Metazoa; Mollusca; Bivalvia; Pectinida; Pectinidae
Product: retinal dehydrogenase 2-like
Exons: 13
Coding region: 170-1432 (420 amino acids)
Molecular function (GO): aldehyde dehydrogenase (NAD+) activity
Source: RefSeq, a predicted model, not a curated record
AUUUAUAAACAAUGAGUACGUGAACUCUGUAAGCGGCAAGACGUUCGUGACCCUCAACCCGACCACAGGGGAAAAGAUCAUCGACAUCCAGGAAGGGGACAAGGCUGACAUAAAUAAGGCUGUGGAAGCUGCCAAGGCCGCAUUUAAAGACGACUCGCCAUGGAGACAGAUGAACGCCAGCACCAGGGGGGUCCUCCUCAACAAACUGGCCGACCUCAUCGAGCGAGACAGAGUCUUCUUGUCGAGUCUGGAAGUGUUAGACAAUGGGAAACCUUUCCGGGAUAUGUAUUGUAAUGACAUGAUCAUGAUCAUCGGCACCAUCCGUUACUACGCCGGCUGGACGGACAAAAUCUGUGGCAAGACCAUCCCUGUGGACGGUCCUUUCCUCUGCUACACCAGACAUGAGCCAGUGGGAAUCUGUGGGCAGAUCAUUCCGUGGAACUUCCCACUGGCAAUGAUGGCGUGGAAGAUAGCACCCGCUCUGGCCUGUGGAAACUGCAUCGUCCUGAAGCCUGCCGAACAAACCCCACUCACAGCCCUGCACAUGGGGUCGCUGUUCAAAGAGGCUGGUUUUCCCGCCGGAGUUGUGAACAUAGUGCCCGGAUAUGGUCCAACCGCCGGUGCUGCCAUCUCCAGUCAUCCCGACAUCAACAAAGUUGCUUUCACUGGAUCAACAGAGGUCGGUCAACUUAUCAUGGAAGCUGCCGCCAAGUCUAACCUCAAACGUGUCACUCUGGAAUUGGGCGGGAAAAGUCCAAACGUCAUCUUUGCUGACGCUGAUCUGGACUUUGCGGCUGAGAUGUCCCAUCAGGCAUUGUUCUACAAUAUGGGUCAGUGUUGCACGGCGGGGUCAAGGACGUAUGUCCAGGAGGAUAUCUACGAGGAAUUUACCUCCAAACUUGUCAAAAGGGCUCAGAAUAAACCCGUUGGAGACCCGUUUGAUCCCAAGAAUGAAGCUGGACCACAAAUCAACGAAGAGCAGUUUAAGAAGAUUCUGUCAAUGAUAGACUCGGGAGUGAAGGACGGUGCUAAACUGGAGUGUGGCGGGAAGGCCGUGGAGGGCAAAGGUUACUUCAUCCAGCCGACCGUCUUCACUGGUGUCACAGAGGAAAUGACCAUCGGGAAAGAGGAGAUUUUCGGACCAGUUCAGCAAAUUAUCAAGUUCAAGACUAUGGAAGAGGUUAUCGAGAGGGCAAACAACACACCAUUUGGCCUGGCUGCUGCCAUUUUUACCAAUGACCUUGGAAAGGCAAUAACCUUUUCUAACAGGGUCAAAGCCGGAACAGUAUGGGUAAACCUGUACAACAUUGUCAAUGCACAGAGUCCGUUUGGAGGAUUCAAGAUGUCGGGGGUUGGCCGAGAACUAGGAGAGUAUGGAUUAUCACAAUAUACCGAAGUUAAAACUGUGCUGAUCAAUCCCAUGGCAAAGUGAUUGCAAGGACAAACUAAGCUGAUGGCGCCAUUACAACGAAAGGAUUUAUAUUUAUCUCUUAUAUAUAAUAACAAACAUUAAAAUACUACGCAUCGGUCAAUGUGUGGUAGAUUAUAGAGCACAACGCCAAGUGAUAACAGGACUAAGUCAUGGCGAACAUACCACUAACUAAUAACAGGACUAAGUCAUGAAGAACAUACCACUAACUAAUACCAGGACUAAGUCAUGGAGAUCACAGUAUGAAAGAGUGCAGUACAAUUCUUAAGAAAUAUCAUUGUUACUAGUCCACGACUGCAAUAUCGUUGAAAAUGUUGACUGGACACUGAUUAAGUUUAACUGUUUCCCACACAGAUUUGUAUAUAUACAAGUAUAUUGUAAGCACGCAUCGAUUUCCAUUUGUCCGAUUUUAAUGGUUAUAAAAGAGAGGACAUACUAAGAAUAAACAUACUGUUUUCGCUCUUCUUCAGGUCAACACUAUGUAGCUGUAUUUAGUCGAACAAAUAUUUAUGCAGCUGAUUUGAUUAAAAAAGAAGGGUAAAACUUA